CAUUAUAAUUUCAUCAUGUCCAAAAUUUUCACACCCACAAAUCAAAUUCGUCUCACAAAUGUGGCCAUUGUGAGGCUAAAAAAGGGCGGCAAGCGUUUCGAGAUUGCCUGCUACAAGAACAAGGUCUUGUCCUGGCGUAGCAACAGCGAAAAGGACAUCGAUGAGGUCCUGCAAACCCACACAGUUUUCACAAAUGUGUCCAAGGGCCAGGCGGCAAAGAAGGAUGAACUGCAGAAGGCCUUCAACAAGACAGAUGAAACAGAAAUCUGCAAGGAAAUCCUGAGCAAAGGCGAGCUUCAGGUAUCGGAGAAGGAGCGCCAAAGCGUGCUCGACACGCAGCUGAACAGCAUCGUCAACAGUGUGGCCGCUCUCUGCGUAAAUCCCGAGACGCGUCGCCCCUACUCGGCAUCGAUCAUCGAAAAGUCCCUCAAGGAUGCCCACUUUUCGGUGAAGAUGAACAAAAACACCAAGCAGAACACCCUGGAGGCCAUCAAAAUGCUGCGCGAGCAUCUGCCCAUCGAGCGGUCACGCAUGAAGCUGCGUGUCAGCUUUGCGGGCAAAGAAGGCGGCGGCAAGCUCAAGGAAUCUGUGGUGAAGCUGGCCAACGCCGUGGAGCACGAGGAAUGGGAGGAAUCAACGCUCCAUUUGACGUUGCUGAUAGAUCCUGGACAAUAUCGCGUGAUUGACGAGCUGGUGCGCAACGAAACCAAGGGCAAGGGUCUGCUGGAACUCCUCGAACUCAAAGAGGUCGUAGAGAAUGAAGAAGUCUUCUAA
Drosophila persimilis is the source of this 774-nucleotide messenger RNA. It is a transcript of the gene Sbds, whose product is annotated as ribosome maturation protein SBDS. NCBI's taxonomy places the organism in Eukaryota, Metazoa, Arthropoda, Insecta, Diptera, Drosophilidae. The record is from RefSeq and is a predicted model, not a curated record. The transcript has 2 exons. Bases 16 to 774 code for a protein of 252 amino acids. Gene Ontology annotation, biological process: cytosolic ribosome assembly; ribosome biogenesis.